Paramecium sonneborni is the source of this 1473-nucleotide messenger RNA. The record is from the annotation of a GenBank genome assembly. Lineage: Eukaryota; Ciliophora; Oligohymenophorea; Peniculida; Parameciidae.
AUGAAUAACUUCUUGUCAAAACAAAAAGAUUUUCAUUUUGUUUUUGAUUUCUUAUAAUUGAUACAAGUACUUCUGCGGGUAUAAAUUUUAAAAUUUUAUUAAUAUUUUUAUUUAUAAAAAAAAUUGGAUAAAACUGGCAAGAUGAGCAACAAUAGUUUAAUGGAACACAAUAACGUUUGCGCUUUUGAGCAUUAUUUAACAAGCUAGGUACAAUUAUUCAAUAGAAUAUUUUUAGGAAUUUAAAAUUGCUUAUAAAAUUGAAGAGGCAUUAUAAGAAAUUAAUAUUGCUUUGAAUCUUAAUCCUAAAUUUGCAGAAGCUUACACUUUAAGAGGUUUAAUAUUUUAAAUUUAAAUUUAGGAGAAUUAUAUGAAAAAAUGAAAUUAUAUGAUUAGGCAUUGGACGAUGUAAAUUUUAGUAUAUCAAUAAAUAAUAAUAAUGCUGAAAGCUAUUAUUAAAGAGGUAAAACUUUAAUCUUAUUUUUUAAGCAACAAUUUGUUACAGAAAAAAAUAAUUUGACCAAGCUUUAUAGGAUUGUAUGAAAUGCAUUUAGAUAGACAUAAAUUUUGCUUUAGCUUAUUGAAAAAUUGGUAAAAGAAUAAAUAUCAAUUUUUAGGUACAAUUAUGUAUGAUUUAAACUAAAAAGACAAAGAAAUCUUAUAUUAUAAUUAAGCUAUAGAAAAAGAUUAUAAUUGUUAUUUUGCUUUUAUGUGUAGAGGUAAUAGAAAAUUUUACAAAAAGUUUUGUAUUAUAAAGAUAAUAAAAUGUAUGAUUAUGCUCUUAGAGAUUUAAAUUAAGCAAUUCAAAUUAAUAAUAAUUAUAAAUUGGGUUACUAAAAUAGGGGUGAAUAUCAUAAUAACUAAUAUUUUAGGCAGAUUAUAUAAAAAAAUUGGUGAUUACUAGAAAGCAUUAAGUGAUUAUAAUUUAGAAAUUCAAUUUAAUCCUAAAGAUGUAAUAACAUACUGCAAUAGAGGUAGUUACUAUUAUAGUUAAUAUUUAGGCAGUUUAUACCAGCAUAUUGGUGAUAGUUAAUAAGCACUAAGCGAUUAUAAUUCAGUAAUCUAACUUGAUCCAAAAGAUGCAAUAACAUACUACGAUAGAUGUAAUUGCUAUUGCAGUUAAUAAUUUUAGGCAUUUUUUAUCAGAAUAUUGGUGAUAACUAAUAAGCACUUAACGAUUACAAUUCAGCAAUCCAAAUUGAUCAAAAUUUUGUAGUUUUUUGGUUUUGUAAAGGUAAAUUAUGCUAUAAUUUAGGUGUCGUUUUAACUUUUUUAUAAGAUAAUGUAUUAACACAUAAAUUAAAGCAAUUUAUAGAUGUUAUUUAAUGUUAUGAUAAAGUUCUUUCAAUUACGAUCAAUCCGAUAACAUUUAGGUGAAAAGGUAUUAUAAUCUUAAUAUAAAUAUAGCUGAUUCACUAGUGGAGUUAGGGAAUAAAAAGCAAGCUAAAUAAUGUUAUUUUUCUGCUUUGGAAAUAG